CUCCGCCUCCUCGCUCCUCAUCCACUCCCACUCCUACAUCCUGAACAUUUCCAAUAGCACACCCCUCACGCCUCGGCCUGGGGACAGAGAACAGAGAGAAAGAACCCAGGCAGCCCCAGGGGGAGCCCCGAGUUAGGGGCCUGGUCCCAACCAUUUCCCCACACCCCUAAAAUGCCAGGCUCUCCCUCUUUUCUCCUCCCUCUGCAUCCAGGCCAGGGAGGCUGGGCUAGCUCAGGCUGUGGUGAGAACCUUGUCCACGCUGGAGGGGCCUGCAGGAGUGCCUGGCUCCCAGGGACUAGGGGCACGGGGUCCUGGUGGCUGCUGCGCUCUCACCCUCACUCAGCCUUAGGUCUUGGCCUGGGCAGAAACUUGGUGCUUGGUCCUGGUGCUGCCUCCUGCUUGGAGCCCCCAAAAUGGAAAAUACGGGGUGUGGGCUUCUCUGUCCCUUGGGGGCCAGUAUCACCUGCCUGGGAUCUGAACACACGAUGGAAGGCCAGCUCGGAGCGCAUGAGGCAGGUGCACAGGCCGCGCUGUCCUCGUGGCCUGGCCUUCUACCUCUGCCCAGCCUCCUGGCCCUGCCCUAAGCUUCUCCCCACAGGGGGCUCACUGGCUUCUGGUUCGGGUCCCAACCCAGCCUAGUGGGGACCUGCUGAUGGUGGACUGGGGCCCAGUGCAGACCCUGAGAUGCAAGUCCCCAAAAGCAGCCUAGAGUCUUCUUCCCUCCACGAGGCCUGGCCGCAGGAGCGGGCUUCAGCCCUCUGCCUCCCCACUCAGAGCAGAGUCCUUCCCUGCCAAAGCCCCGCCCCGAGGGCCCCCACCUCCAGCACAGUCCUUGUACUCACUCCAGGAGAAGCUUUCACUGAGGUAGAUCCUUGGCUGGAGGUUGGAGCCCACUGGGGAGCUCUGUUGCCUGCCUCUUAGUGGCAAGAGCUUGCACAGGGGAUGCUGUGGCUCCCAGCCUGCUCCUCACAUGUCCUCACUGCCAAGGUUCCCUUUCAGUUCGGCUUGCCAGGGCCCCCUGGGCCUCCCGGUCCCCAGGGCCCCCCAGGCCCCAUCAUUCCACCCGAGGCGCUGCUGAAGGAGUUCCAGCUGCUGCUGAAAGGUAGGGGUGUGCACCGGCUGGGACACACACCCCCCGCUGUGAGCAGGGCCUGGGAGGGUGUCCCGAGGAGCUAACAGGGCCAACCUCAACACUUCGGCGGGCACCCAAGGAGGCACCUGCUCUGGGCUGGACUCAAGGACAGUGGAGCUGGCCAGGUCCAGUCUCUGCCCCAUCUUGGCCCAUGUCUGCCAAGGGUCAGGGCUGGGGAUGGCUGGGGGUUGGGAACCAUGGCCAGGAGAAGGCUUCACAGAGGAAGGUGGACCUGGCCACUCAGUAUGGCGGGUGCUCAGGGACCAGCGCCUAUGCCCUGCCUGGAAGUCAGGAGAGCCCAGUGAAAGGCAGAGGCUAGUGUAUGGGGCAGCACCAGGUGGAGCUUGGCCUGGCACCCACAGUCACCACUGGCCAGGGCUGGGGCAGCCUGCCCUGGAGGAGGCAGGGCUGAGCGGAGCCGCGGAGUCCACACUGAGGCCUCCUGCGGAGCGGCGGCUCACAUUAGUCAUUAGAAUUGAGCCGUUUUUUCCUUUUAGUUCAAUGUCUUGUUCGUUUAAAUAUAGCACCUUCUGCGCUGAAGAACCUCCUUGUACUUCCAGUAAAGCUGCAAUCGCUUAUUUUACCCCCAGCGUCUUUGGAAAAUGUGGGUGGGGUAGAGGUGAGGCUGGAGGCCAAGGGCGCUGGGGCACUUCUGCCCGAGCUUCCCAAAUCUGGAGGGAAACGGGAGCCGCUGCAGGGUCAGGACGCAAAGACUCCGAGGCCCUUCAGGCCGAGGGGGCGUCGGCCUCGCCCCACCCCUGCGCCCGGCAGGCCCCUCGUCUCGCUAGCACCUGUGGUUCAGGGCUGGACCCACGCGGCGGGCGGGUGAGGGGUCCCUGGCGCGCGGCCACCGCUCGCUCUGUGCCAGGCGCGGUGCGGCAGCGGGAGCGCGCGGAGCCCGAACCCUGUACGCGUGGCCCCGCCGGGCCGGUCGCUGCGAGCCUCGCCCCGGUCUCGGCCACCGCCGGGGAGGACGACGACGACGUGGCGGGGGACGUGCUGGCACUGCUGGCCGCGCCCCUGGCCCCGGGGCCGCGGGCGCCGCGCGUGGAGGCCGCUUUCCUCUGCCGCCUGCGCCGGGACGCGUUGGUGGAGCGGCGCGCGCUGCACGAGCUUGGCGUCUACUACCUGCCCGACGCCGAGGGUGCCUUCCGCCGCGGCCCGGGCCUGAACUUGACCAGCGGCCAGUACAGGGCGCCCGUGGCUGGCUUCUACGCUCUCGCCGCCACGCUGCACGUGGCGCUCGGGGAGCCGCCGAGGAGGGGGCUGCCGCGCCCCCGGGACCACCUGCGCCUGCUCAUCUGCAUCCAGUCCCGGUGCCAGCGCAACGCCUCCCUGGAGGCCAUCAUGGGCCUGGAGAGCAGCAGUGAGCUCUUCACCAUCUCUGUGAAUGGCGUCCUGUACCUGCAGAUGGGGCAGUGGACCUCCGUGUUCUUGGACAACGCCAGCGGCUGCUCCCUCACAGUGCGCAGUGGCUCCCACUUCAGUGCUGUCCUCCUGGGCGUGUGAGCGGCCACCACAGGCCCUUCCUCUCAGGGGCAAAUGGAGCACAGAUCUAGACAAUGUGUGGACAGUGUCAGAGUAGCAGUGGCCACAUGGAGGAGGAGGCCCACCCGGAACUCUGCCCACACUGGCCACUGCAGUUCAGCCCACAGAGCCACUGCAGGCAGGCCUACGGACGUGACACGCACGCUGGUGGUCCCGGAGCCAGGGUUGAUUCAGGACACCAUCUUGGGCUCUUAUCCAGGAAAGAAAGAGUCGGCGUGCCUGGGGGCACCUGCUAGUCCCCAGCUGCAGGCCGACUCUUUCCUGGCCUGCUCAGCACCUGCCCAGAUGGCCUCUGCAUCUUUCCUGUGCCCAGCCCCACCUUUUCCACCUCUCUUCAUGUUCUCAUGGAGUGCAGAGCGCACCAGCCAGGGCCCCUACCUGGGAGAGGGUCAGCUGACGCAGGGCUGAGGGGGCUGCCACAGGGAAGUACGCUGUGUGUUCUUACUGCUUAGAAGGGACGGGGUCACUCACCACUCCCCUGGUCUCCAUCUGGGCUCCUUGGUCUUCCCUGCCCCUCCCCUAACCGUGUUCUACCUGCCAGUGGAGCUGAGCACUGCCUAGCCUGGGCCAGAGGGACACUGGACAAGGGCCUUUGGGGGACAGUAAGUCUGGGCCCAGCUUCUAGUUCUAAUGUAUGCAAGAUUAACUCACAAAUUCACCUCAGAAGGCCUUUCCAAAUGGGAGCUCCACUCUUCCUUCCUCUGCAAAUCUUUUCACGGCCAAGGCCCCUUCCACCCUCUCCAGAGGUGGAUGAGAUCCCUUUUCCCCCUCUCCUCUGAGGUGCUGACUCACUGGUAGGAGCCACCCACCAGAGGAAAGAUCUAGAACGUCUUUACAGAUUGGAGACAGCCGGGCCUGCUGAUCCAUCAUCCGAAUAGCUGAAGCAGAGUCUUCCACCAGGGGUGCCAGGGCCUGGCUGGGUCCAGCGGCUCUGGGAUGAGCCUCCCAAGCAUCUUUCCCACUUGGGUGGCCAUGCGGCGCUGACAUUGGACAGGUGGUGGACGAGAGAUGGUCCCAAGAAAGGGUGGUCUUGGGAGGGCUGGUCCCAAGCCUGCUGUGCUCCUGCGGCAGUGAUGGGGCCUGGGGAUGGGGACGGCAGCUCUCAUGAGGACACACAGGCUGUGAGCCCGCAGCCUCCUCAAAUGUAGCCUCCCACAUUUUCCCCAAAGUACAGGACUGUCCCAGAGUAGGUAGUGAAGAGGACAAGGCCCUCGGCAGCGACCUCCAGGGCCUCCUACCUGCUGAGGAAGAGUUAACCCACUGCCUCCCCACACAACAGGGCUACGAAGAACCUGGUGCCUCAGGACCUCCUGGGAGCCAAGCUGGUCUGGCAAGGGCGCUCAGGCCUGGGAGAGAAGGGAGCAGUGGCCAGUCACCUUCACCUUCUAACUAACUAGCCUCCGGAUGAGGUGGCUGCCACCAGGCCCGAAUGAUCCCCAGGAGCCCAGCUUCCAAACCCCAACACCGAAUCAAACAUCUCCAUCCCCAAGUGCAGUAACACACAAAAACCAAACACUCUGCCCUGGGAAAGGCCUGGUGCGAUUCUCAGUAGGACUCACACCCACCCUACCUAGAAGUACUGGGCUGGCCUGGGUACUGCAUCCGUGUGUUUUGAUAAGGGGGUGAUGUGGCCACGCCCUUAUCUAGAUUUCACUUUGUAUCCACUGGGCACAGAUAUUCUAGAGAACUUAUCUUUCACUCUUGUAAAAGCCACAUAUCCACAUCUCUUUCAUUUUCUCAGUGUGUUAUGCAGCAAUUUAUUAAAGUAUUUAUUGUCUAAUAAA
Molecule: messenger RNA, 4464 nt
Organism: Pan troglodytes (chimpanzee)
Lineage: Eukaryota; Metazoa; Chordata; Mammalia; Primates; Hominidae
Gene: ERFE
Product: erythroferrone
Exons: 5
Coding region: 1310-2641 (443 amino acids)
Biological process (GO): positive regulation of D-glucose import across plasma membrane; positive regulation of insulin receptor signaling pathway; negative regulation of gluconeogenesis
Molecular function (GO): hormone activity
Source: RefSeq, a predicted model, not a curated record